Rasamsonia emersonii CBS 393.64 is the source of this 1506-nucleotide messenger RNA. Its product is annotated as Eukaryotic peptide chain release factor subunit 1. Bases 1 to 1506 code for a protein of 501 amino acids. Gene Ontology annotation, cellular component: cytosol; translation release factor complex. Lineage: Eukaryota; Fungi; Ascomycota; Eurotiomycetes; Eurotiales; Trichocomaceae. Gene Ontology annotation, molecular function: sequence-specific mRNA binding; translation release factor activity, codon specific. The record is from RefSeq and is a predicted model, not a curated record. The transcript has 5 exons. Gene Ontology annotation, biological process: cytoplasmic translational termination.
AUGAGCACGACUCAGGCCAACGACGCGGAGAAGAACAUCGAGAUAUGGAAGGUGAAGAAGCUGAUCAAGCGGCUCGAGGCAGCGAGAGGAAAUGGAACAUCCAUGAUUUCUCUCAUUAUCCCCCCAAAGGACCAGAUUUCUCGAGCCGCGAAGAUGUUGGCUGAAGAAUUUGGCACGGCAUCAAAUAUCAAAUCUCGUGUCAACCGUCUGUCAGUUCUGUCAGCCAUUACGUCUACGCAGCAGCGUCUGAAAUUGUACAACAAGGUCCCUCCGAAUGGUCUUGUCAUCUAUUGUGGUGAAAUUAUCACAGCGGAAGGCAAGGAAAGGAAGAUCAACAUUGACUUCGAGCCGUUCAAGCCGAUCAACACGUCUCUGUAUCUUUGCGACAACAAAUUUCAUACCGAAGCUCUCAGCGAGCUGCUCGAAUCUGAUCAGAAGUUCGGUUUUAUAGUCAUGGACGGCAAUGGCGCACUCUUCGGAACGCUCAGUGGCAAUACCAGAGAGAUCAUCCAGAAAUUCACUGUCGAUCUUCCCAAAAAGCAUGGUCGUGGUGGUCAAUCCGCGCUACGUUUCGCUCGUCUCCGAGAGGAAAAACGCCACAACUAUGUUCGCAAGGUUGCUGAAUUGGCAGUUCAAAAUUUCAUCACAAAUGACAAGGUCAAUGUUGCUGGGUUGGUACUUGCUGGAUCUGCAGACUUCAAAAACGAUCUCAACCAGUCGGACAUGUUCGAUAGUCGCCUCCAGGCGAAGGUCAUAAAGGUUGUUGAUGUUUCAUAUGGCGGUGAGAACGGCUUCAACCAGGCCAUUGAACUUGCCUCUGAAACUCUGGGAAAUGUCAAAUUCAUCCAGGAAAAGAAGUUGAUCGGAAAGUACUUUGAGGAAAUUAGUCAGGACACCGGCAAAGUUUGCUACGGCAUCGAUGACACACUCAAAGCAAUGGAAUUGGGUGCAGCGGAAACUCUGAUUGUCUACGAGAACCUGGAUAUUACCCGCUGGGUUCUCAAAUCCUCUAGUGGUAAUGAGGUCAUCCUUCAUACCACCAAGGCUCAGGAGGCAAACCGAGAACUUUUCAUGGAUAAGGAGACCGGUCAAGAAAUGGAGGUUGUCGAGCAGACUUCGUUCCUGGAAUGGCUUGCUGAAAAGUACAAGGAUUUCGGAGCUACAUUGGAAUUCGUGUCCGACAAAUCCAGCGAGGGAAACCAGUUCGUUAAAGGCUUUGGUGGCAUUGGGGCCAUGCUUCGCUACAAAGUCAAUUUCGAACAGCUUGCCGAUUAUGAUGACGAUGAUGAAUUCUAUGACGAGAGCGAGGAUGAAUGCCCAGAAGUCCCCAAGGUGGAUGUUCUGACGGCUCGCCGCGUAGAACGCAAGAGCGGCGCCAAUCAGAGCUUCAAGGCUACUUGCACGCCAUCCAGAAGCCUUGGUACUCAGAGCUCCACGAAGCUUGUCCGAGGGACGGACGAAUCAGGUGACAGUUUGGGUUGCUGUUGUGAAGCAGUCACUAUUUAG